Molecule: messenger RNA, 2970 nt
Organism: Guyanagaster necrorhizus
Lineage: Eukaryota; Fungi; Basidiomycota; Agaricomycetes; Agaricales; Physalacriaceae
Exons: 2
Coding region: 192-2570 (792 amino acids)
Biological process (GO): protein polyubiquitination
Molecular function (GO): ubiquitin protein ligase activity; metal ion binding
Source: RefSeq, a predicted model, not a curated record
UGCUUUUCUUGGUCCGUCUACCGCUCUCGCCUCGACUCUCGCUGGUCCCAUUGUACCCUGUAUUCCUCUUGUAUUGCUCUACACGGCAGAAACGUCACCCGCUUACCCCAUCUCUUCUAUUUACACCUCGCCGUUAUCACUUUUUUAUCCCCUCUGCGAUUACUGCACUGCGCCUGUAAAAUAUCCAGAUCAUGGCUGGAGACCGUAGCGACUCGUCGUCCAAUCUCGACGCUGAGAAAGAGAAGGAGCGAGACAGAGAGGACAGAGCCGAGAAAGGGUCUAAGCAAGCAAAGUCGUCGUCGUCGAAAGCCAAAGAUCUCUCACAUGUACCUUGCAAAUUUUUCAAGGUUGGCUCAUGCACCGCCGGCUCAUCCUGCCCUUUCUCGCAUGCUUCUCAAGAGCCGGGAGGUCAGAAGGAUACUUGCGCUUGGUUCGUGAAGGGCAACUGCAAAUUUGGCCACAAGUGUGCACUUGCUCAUAUUCUACCUGGUCAACCUAUGACCAUGGAUAGGAAGAACAAAAAGGCUGCCCAGGUGGCUGCAGGUGGUGGGAGAGAGAAGGGCGGUCGGGGUAGCAGGAAAGAUAGCCAAGUACCUCCUUCCCGUACCUCGCUUGCGCCUAACCGUGGUUUGCCAUCGUCAAGACCACCCAUUACUAUGUCGCUCAAAGCCAGUAUAUCUCCGUCAGCGCCAGCGCCGGCUCUCAAGGACACUGAUUUCUCAUCCUUUGGUGCUUUGGAGGAAGCGUCCAAGUUGUCUGAUGCUCCAGCCCAGAGGAAGCCAGACUCCGACGUGACUCCUCCCGCUUCGGCUCAGGCAGAUGCUACUCCUACUAUCCCUACUGCGCCUGCACCAAAAGAACCGUCCAAGCCUGACGGAAGUUCUUCCUCCCCCGGCAGCCUUCCCGUGUCCACGCCUCGACGAACGAAUUUGUCUCCACACAAACCUCCCAUCGAUUUUGGUCCGAUUGGUUCACCACCUCGUGCAGGCCCCAACGCUGCGUCACCCCAUUCUCGCGUAAACGGCAAUGGCAUCGGUACUUUCUCUCCAGGAACAUCACCUGCUCAAAGGAAUCUCAAUGGUAGCAACUUCACGUCUUCGUCCCCAUUUUCUGCUCCACACACAUCUUCGGUGCUUUUCAACUAUCCUGGAGAGCAAGGAAGAGCUGGUCUGGCUGCCAGCCUCGGUACAGGUCUAACGAUGGGCGGUAGCUUCGGAGGUCGCAAUACCUGGAAUGCUGACGUUGGCGGCAUCUCUUCCAGCCAUGUUCCCAGCUCGAACUUGAAUGCGUUCGGUCGUGGGGACUUUGACUUGGAUGACGAUUCACGAGGUGAAGAUAAGGUGACGGACGGGGAAAUGUUCUUGCCUGGGUCGCUCUCGGAGCUGCUGACGACCGAAGAGAUCAACAGAAGAAAGAUGCAGCAGAGUGAAGGAUUGCAGACAGAAACUCUACAUCGGGACAGUCAGCUUGGAUUAGGUGUUCCUAUUCCUAAUGGACCACAAGUGGUGACGAGUGGACAUCGUCACUCGCGUUCUGUUCCCGCUCCUUCGUUACUCAGUGACGUGGGCUCCAUUUGGUCAGACGCUUCGCGCGCCCCACCUGUUCCGCCUGUUCCGGCCGGCUUGCCAUCAUCCCCUACGCGUCUUGGAUUUGGCAAUGGUGCACCCACCUCAUUCACGUCGGCGGCAUCUGGCUUUGGCGGUCGUUCGUAUGAUCCACUUGGCGAUGGGGAGUCGCUUUUGGCGCCAAGCAAUGCAAGUGGUGCAUUCUUGCCUGGAUUACACCAGCACUAUUUCCAGUCAAAAAAACAGAACAGUUCCUCGGCCUUGGGAGCUUCGGGACGUAGUAUCCGCAACACCAGCAAUCCCAUCUUCUCCCAGCCAGGCGCCACCGCCGCUGGGAUAUCAAAUUACUUACAGUCGGGACCAGGUGGCGGUACUUCCCAGCUCUCUAGCUUCAAUUCAUCACGCCAGGCAGCUUACGAUUCUCACGCCCCCAAUCCUAAUCCCUCUCAAGACACCUAUCUUCCUAGCGGUCGUCCAAUACCUAGCCAGCCACAACAACACCAGCCGGAAGAUCUACACCUGAUGUCUCCCAAUGCACGCGCUCUACAUGCUCAUGCACCAGGUCAGAGUCUUCCUCAAGGUCUUGCUGCAGGGUAUUCCCGCAUUCACGCGCAGCCACCCAUUCCCGUCGCUUCGCCUGGAUCUACUGGUAUCGGUGGAUUCAGCAUGUCACCAGGUCUCACGAACGUGUUCAACCCAGGACCUUACGGUACUAAUACGUCCGACGACUGGUCCAGUAGGCAGGCGGGUCUUUCGCCAAGUCUUGUUGCGGGGGUAAAUAGUGGGAACAAUGGGCUGGACUCGUUUUCGAAACUAUCAUAUUCCGCUGCUGCUGCAACGAGGGGUUCAUCGUCCACUGGUAGUCCCGGUAGGAAUGUAACGGGAUCUUUCUCUCAUCGACCCCGUCUUGUGUCCUCUGGUGGGCCCUUGAGUCCUUUGAGUGGCCCAGUUGUAACACGGGAUGACGUGGACGAUGAUGGAGAGCUGUUCAGCAUGGAUGGGUAAUCGUAGUGCAAGCGAUCGGUCAUUUUUGUUGCCAAAGUGUACGUAUAAUCGUUGUCGGACCGUUGCUCUGAAUUCGUCUUUGUUCAAGUUCUAUCUAUUUCUUCUAUCCAACUCCUUAUUUCUCUUAAUGUCUGCCUUGCAUAUAUCCGCGCCUUACCACCUCGUCCGCUUUCUUUCACUUACUGACGUACACUGCUUGCUCGAUGUCUAUUCUCCGCUGAUUCUUGCUUGGUUUACUCAGCCCAGUGCUGAAAUAAUACUGCCCUCUUUCUGUUCCAUUCCUAUCCUCACCCACGCAUGCAUAGUCGUAGGAACUAUAUAACGUCCGCUCACGACCAAAGUAGAUCUAACAUAUAGUUGUAUCAAUAUUAGCCCCAAAAUGAACAGCAAUGUUUUUGUC